Molecule: messenger RNA, 1130 nt
Organism: Bombus impatiens (common eastern bumble bee)
Lineage: Eukaryota; Metazoa; Arthropoda; Insecta; Hymenoptera; Apidae
Product: carbonic anhydrase 2-like
Exons: 7
Coding region: 214-1020 (268 amino acids)
Cellular component (GO): cytoplasm
Molecular function (GO): zinc ion binding; carbonate dehydratase activity
Source: RefSeq, a predicted model, not a curated record
UGGUAGAUAGCAUUUCGUUAUGUAAUCAAUUACAUUAAUUAGAUAUCUAAUAUGCAACAAGCUUCAUGGCAAGGAUCGAAACAUGUGGUAACGUGGUAAACUUUUAACGACGUAAUUGACUUUUUUCAGUCACUCUUUCCCAUUUUUGGCCAUGUAGAUGGAAAUUUUUGCGAUACUCGGUUAAACACUUACGCGGAACCGUAUAGGAUAAAUAUGUCAAAAGAGAAAAGAAAGUACAUAGCUACUAAGACUACGAUCUUGUCAACGUCGUCAUCGGGGUUGCCUAAAUGGCGACAAUCGCCGAUCAACCUAUGUAGGACAGCUACAUGGAGUAAACAAUUUCCACCUCUAUAUAUGACAAACUACUGGUCGAACGAAGGUACAGCUACAAUGACGAAUACGGGUAAAACAGUGAGUAUAGAAUUUUCCGAUAGAACGCUACCUACGAUGCGAGGUGGUCCUUUGAACAAAGACGUGUUUCAAUUCGUGAAUGUAGAAUUUCGCUGGGGCCCGGAAGAUUCAUUGGGCGCGGAACAUUCUAUAAACGGGAUCUGGUACUCCAUGGAGGCACAGAUAAUGCAUUGGAACACUCGUUACGGAUCGAUAGAGAAGUGCUUCGACAAACCAGAUGGAAUUGCGGUGCUCUCCUACCUCAUGCAAGUGGUUGGCUGCCCUGGAAUUCCUGAUAAUCCUUCGCUGACAAAAAUCACCGAUAACCUGACAAGUAUCAAAAGAAUGGGAAGCAGUAGCAAAAUUCCACCUGAUUGUCUGCUUUGGAUGUUAGAAGCGUGCAGGGCUCAUGGCUAUUACACAUAUCCAGGUUCUCUUACCGUUCCACCAUAUAGCGAAUGCGUUAUUUGGAUUAUUUCAUCUACUAUUACGAAAAUAUCCGCUCGCCAGAUAGACGCAUUUAGGAAUCUUUACGAUGGCAAGUGGAAAAACAUAUCGGGAAAUUGUAGACAACAACAAAAUCUUCAUAGAAGAAGAAUUCUAUUUGCUACGGAUACUGCUGUAACAUGAGAAACGAAUAACGCAUGGACAAAUAAUUACUUUAUCAUUUACUUAUCUGUUAUUACGUGAAUAUCACUUACAACAUGGUUCACGCGUUUGCUUCGUAAAAAUAAAUAAAA